This is a messenger RNA of Nicotiana tabacum (common tobacco), 995 nucleotides long. Lineage: Eukaryota; Viridiplantae; Streptophyta; Magnoliopsida; Solanales; Solanaceae. The record is from RefSeq and is a predicted model, not a curated record.
ACACAGAAUUGGGAGAAUAUUAAAAUUGAAGACUUGAAACUUGCAAGUGGCGAGACUGUUGCUGUGAACUGUCUUUUUCGUCUUAAGAACCUAUUGGAUGAGACGGUGGUUGUGGACAGUCCAAGGGAUGCAGUUCUGAGCUUAAUUAGAAAGAUGAAUCCAGAUAUCUUUGUGCAAGCUGUAGUCAAUGGAUCUUACAGUGCACCCUUCUUUGUCACUCGCUUCAGGGAGGCCCUCUUCCACUACUCAACUCUCUUUGACAUGUUUGAUGCUACUUUACCCCGUGAUGAUCAGCAGAGGUUGCAUUUUGAACAAGAAUUUUAUAGGCGCGAGGCAAUGAAUGUAAUUGCUUGUGAAGGGUCCGAGAGGGUUGAGAGGCCUGAGACAUAUAAGCAAUGGCAGGUCCGCUAUAUGAGGGCUGGAUUCAAGCUACUUCCCUUAAACCAACAACUCAUGCAGAAGUUAAGGUGCAAGGUAAAGGGGGGAUACCACCGAGAUUUUGUGUUUGAUGAGGAUGGUAAUUGGAUGUUACAGGGUUGGAAAGGCCGGGUAGUAUGUGCUAGCUCGUGUUGGGUGCCAGCAUAGAAGUAUCUGGAACUUGUUUGUUGUCAAACUGGGAAUCCUGAGGUCUCCAGAAAAUAUCACAGGAGGACUGCAUUCAUGCAUGAGAUUGCACUUCUGUAUGCAGCUGCUUGGGUGGUGGCACAAUUUUCGUUUUAGUUCAUAGGAUGCUGUUAUGUAGCCAAAACCGACGUGUUAUCUAGCUAUUCUGUACAUAAUGUUGUUCCUAGAAAGGAUUGGUCUUUGCUAAUCUUGAUUAAGCUUAGUAUGGUGAAACACAUAUGAUUUGGCUUGUCUGGUCUCCUUGUGAUCGUUCUGUGUACAAUUGGCUAACUAGUGGUAGUUGUUAUCUAUCUACGUUCUCUAAAUUAGCCUAAUGAGUUGAGUUGUUGUCUAUCAGUUCAAUUUUAUGUAUCAAGGAGAAUUUUGAAACC